Messenger RNA from Cuscuta europaea, 1024 nucleotides. The record is from the annotation of a GenBank genome assembly. Lineage: Eukaryota; Viridiplantae; Streptophyta; Magnoliopsida; Solanales; Convolvulaceae.
UAAAAAGAAGUAAUUAUUCAAAAUGUAAACUCUUUCAACUUCUAAAGUGGACGGGGGAGGCUUCGUGCCUAGGGUUGGGGCGGCGAUAUUCAUCGUCCGCGUUUUUUCUUCUUCUCUUCGCACGGCGUGUGCGUCUCGCUCGAAGCACCUGGACUGCUCACGAGGAAUUGAAGCACCAGGACUCCGGCAGGUGUCUCGGUCGACAACAACUUCACCGAACGAGUUUGAUUUAGUGUUAUUGGACAAACGACAUGGAGCAGGGCGACAGCGAUGGCCGACUGUCUUUGGCGAUCAUCGAUUCAGGAGGAGGCUGCGGAUUUGAGACCAGUAAGGUAGCGAGGCGUGGUAAAUCGAUGCUGGGAUGGGUUAUCUUGGCCUUAUUGGUCAUUGAGAUGGAAACUACACCCGUGGUUUUUUAUCCGGGAGGUACAAUGAUGGGUUCGAGCUUGAAGAAAGGGACUGAUUUGAACUCCAAACGGCUGGGAAGGCGACUGAUGCGGUUGUUUUGGCAGAUCUGGCACAAUGAAAUCCAGAUUCGGGAAAGGGAGAAACAAGAUGAUGAGUUUAUGAUUCGACCCCUCCAGAACCGCCACUUUGGAAAGAUCGAGAGGCCAAGUUUUGGUGGAAGAUGAAGUUUUGAGAAAGAGUUUGGAGUUUUUAUCAGUUAUUACAUUUUUUAUGGGUGUCUUUUAGUGUUUUGCUUUAUUACGUUGUUCUGUUUUUUAUUAAUUUCUGUAGUUUUAGGCCUAAAAUAAUGAGGGACAAUUCUGUUAGAUAUUAUAUUGUUAUAAGGAUCGAUAUAGCCAGUGAGUGCUGGAUAUCCGUUUGGUGGUUAGCGAUUCGUAUCGCUCUUUCAAGGGUGGUCGUUUCUAUGUCUAGCCUUAGGGUUGAUAGUGAUAGUUGGUUAGAAUUUGUGGUUGUCAGUAUGGAUGUCUUUGAGUUUGAUGUAACGAUCCGAACCCUGAUGAUAUUAAUAUAAGCAGUUUCCCUUUCAAAAAAAAUAAAAUAAAAGUAAUUAAUGUAA